This is a messenger RNA of Hibiscus syriacus, 833 nucleotides long. Its product is annotated as histone H1.1-like. The record is from RefSeq and is a predicted model, not a curated record. Gene Ontology annotation, cellular component: nucleus; nucleosome. The transcript is spliced from 2 exons. The coding region runs from base 58 to 726 and encodes 222 amino acids. Gene Ontology annotation, biological process: chromosome condensation; negative regulation of DNA recombination; nucleosome assembly. Gene Ontology annotation, molecular function: structural constituent of chromatin; nucleosomal DNA binding; double-stranded DNA binding. Lineage: Eukaryota; Viridiplantae; Streptophyta; Magnoliopsida; Malvales; Malvaceae.
CCAAAUCAAAAAAGAAUUCCACUUUCCUUACGGCUCGUAAGAUUGUUUUGCAGAAUCAUGGCCGUCGCUACUGCCUCCGCGAAGAAGAAAACUGCCGGGGCUAAGAAACCGAAAGCUGCUUCUUCUCAUCCUCCAUUUCUCGAUAUGAUUUCAGAUGCAAUUCUUUCAUUGAAAGAGAGAACCGGAUCGAGCCAGUAUGCAAUUGCGAAAUUCAUUGAAGAAAAGUAUAAGCAGUUGCCCUCGAAUUUCCGAAAGAAUUUACUUGUUCAGUUGAAGAAGUUCGUUGCUUCUGGAAAGCUCGUCAAGGUCAAAGCUUCCUACAAGCUCCCUGCGGCCUCCGCCGCGAAGCCUAAAGCUGCUACCUCUGCUUCUGCGAAAUCGAAGCCUAAAGCUGCCACCUCUGCUACUGUGAAAUCGAAGCCUAAAGCUGCCACCUCUGCUACUGUGAAAUCGAAGCCGAAGGUAGCAGUAAAAGCUGCGGCAAAACCGGAAGCGAAACCGAAAGUUGCAACGCCUGUUAAGGCAAAGGCUAAAGUUGCGGCGAAACCCAAGGCUAAAGCUAAAACUAAAGCAGUGACUAAGCCAACUAAGGCGGCGAAAACGGCCAAAACAAGUACGCCGGCGAAGAAAGUAAAUACUCCGACGAAGAAGAAGGCCGUGGUGGCGAAGAAGCCUAAGAGUGUGAAAUCGCCGGCUAAGAAAGCGGCAAAGACGGCGAAGAAAUGAGGUGGAUGUUUUUAUUUUUUUGCAAAAUAGUUGUAAAUUUGGUGGUGAUUUAGGGGUAGUUUUGGAAUUCUGGACUGAUACGUCUAUAUAAAUAUUUAUCUGAUGUA